AAAGGAUCUGUCAUCAUGUCUGUGACUGCUCUGUUCAGGGGCAAGUGGGGGCAGAAGUCACAGGAAGCCCAAGACAAGCAUCCUGCAGCUGUCGUUCAACUGAGGCAUGAGGAGGACGAUGAUGAGGAUGAGUCCAACAAUGGUUUCAGCAGAGAGCCUAUCCGCAGGAACUCCCGCUUUUACCGGUCAAUGAGGAAGAAGAGGCUGGUUUCAUCUGAACAGUCUGAAAGCUCUACUAGGUCUGGUUUAGACCACAGUCCAGCCAACAUUGCAGGAGUCUCCUGUAAUGCUCCUUUACCCCACAAGUCACCUUUAUUGCCAGGGGCUAGAUGCCCUCAGCGCUCGCCACAGCUCCAUCAUUCCAGAGCUGUGUUGCCAAGCAAUGGUGAGGCCAGCAGCAGACAUGCUCUGUACAACACUGAUGCUGUGGAUAGAAGAAGAGGAGGAGUGGGAGGAGGGAGGAGUGUGGACAUAUCUGCUGCUUUCAACAGCCAGCACGGAGAUUUUAGAGCUGACAUGAUCACUUACCGCACUCACAGCAUUCAUAGCAAAGAGAUAACAAAGCUUUCGGAGCAAACAGCUGCAGCUUGCACUGUAAAGGAGAUCAGAGGGAGAACCAUGAACUCACAACAGCCCAGUUCUGAUGGACCAGACCAGGAUAACGACAACAUCAGGUUGCUGAGCAAUGGAGAAUGCUUCCAGACAAUUGGCCACAGCCUGAAAAUCGUCAAAAACAUUGCUUUCCUGUACCAGGAAUACCGGGACACCUCCAAGCAGCAGGAGAUUGAACAACGGCGGCAGCGUGAGAACCUCUCUCCUGGGGUUAAGGCAGGGUCUGUGCUGCCAGGGUCUGGUGUAAUAUCCCCACCAGUGCUACAACUGCAACUGAGGAACAGCGCUCAGUCACUGAGCUUGUGGCAAAACCUGGAAGCUGUGCAGACCAGCGGCUUACUCACCCAACUACCACAUAAAGAAAUCAUCAUGCAAGAGGCCAUGUUUGAGCUUGUUACGUCAGAAGCAUCCUACUACAAGAGUUUGGAAAUUUUAGAGCUGCACUUCCUACGUAACCCAGUUUUAACCAACACCCUCAGCCAAUCCGACAUGCAUUUUCUGUUCUCCAACAUCGAGGAAGUUAUGAAAGCCAGUGAAAGGUUCUUGAUGGAUCUUGAGCAUCGAAUUGAGGAGUCUAUUUUGAUUUCUGAUGUUUGUGACAUUGUUUAUUACCAUGCAGUAGAACACUUCAGUGUGUUCAUUAAAUAUGUCAUAAACCAGGUGUACCAAGAGAAGAACUACAGACGCAUUUUAGAGGGAAACCAGGCAUUUCGGGAAGCCAUGGCUGCACUGGAGAACCAUCCACGUGUCAGGGGACUGUCCUUUACCUCUUUCCUUAUCCUUCCUUUCCAGAGGAUCACAAGACUCAAGCUGCUUGUACAAAAUAUCCUGAAAAAAGCUGAGGAAAACACAGAGAGGGAAGUACAUGCCAUCAAAGCACAUCAGCAACUGGAGCAGAUUGUAAAAGAGUGUAACGAGGGAGUGCGAAAAAUGAGUCGCACUGAGGAGCUUAUCAGCAUUGAAAAAACACUGGAGUUUAAAUCCAAGUCUGUGCCCAUCAUUUCCCACUCCCGCUGGUUGCUUAAGAAGGGCGAAGUGCAGCUGAUGGCUGGACCUAAGAGUACCAGGACCAUGCGAAGUCGGAAGCUCUACCAACCAGUUUACUUGUUUCUUUUUAACAAUCUGUUGCUGGUCACCAAGCGCAGUGGGGACAAGUUCCAGGUUCUUGACUCAUGCACCCGAGCCAUGUUGAGGACUGAAGAUCUAGAAGAUCAGGGCCAGCUGCUGGCCAAUGUCUUUAAUCUCAGGCUGCUGGAAAACCAAGAGGAGCGUCUAGUCAAUUACAUGCUCAAGACUUCCAGUAUGAGUGAUAAGCUUCGAUGGAUGUGUGCAUUGACUCCUAAUCGACGCACACGCUUUAUGUCUACUAGUGCCCACCAGCCAGACUCUCCACAGGUGCAGUGCAUUCAGUCGUACUCAUCUCAGGAGCCAGAUGAGCUCUCCACUGAGAUGGCUGAUAUUUUGAACCUUCUUGAGAGAACAGAUGAUGGCUGGAUGAUGGGUGAAAGACUCCAUGAUGGCGAAAGGGGCUGGUUCCCUAGUCGAAUAGUAGAGGAGAUCCAGAGCAAGGAGGUCCGAGCUCAGAACCUGAGAGAGGCCUUUCGGAUCCAACAGGCACACGAAAGUGGAGUAGGCCAAACUGGAGGCAGGAGUGGUAUAAGGGUGGGAAGACGCACCCCAAAAGUCUCCAGCUUCUCCAAUCCUUGGACUGGUCAAAUGGGGGACAGCAGUGAAGUAAAUCAGUGAAUCAGUUACAAAUAUGAAUGUCACCAUUGAGAGCCAUUAGCACUAAGAGAAAAAUAAUCAGGAUACAUGCCACUUCAUUCCUACACAAUGACAACUUUUCCCUUUGAUUUUUACAAGCAGUCAAAUGUUUUAAAAACCUCCAGUUUUGGUCUCAGUGAUCAGGGAGAAGUUAUCAAAGCGCUUCAGUCAAUAACCUUGUGCAAGCAAUCCCGCAUGUCCCAUAAAUGUGCGAUGAAGGUGUUUUGAGGCCCACAUGUUGUGGUGUGUAAUGCAUGGACUGCUUGGAGCUGCAAAAAACCCAUUGAUCCUUCAGCUGCAUGGGUAACUUUUUGAACUUUUUGUGUUAAUAUAAUUGUAAAAUGCCUUCAACACUGAAUUAAACGCAGACCCACUACAUAAACAUGUUAAUCUUCUAGGGCUAUAUGACAGCACUGCAGCUUUAAAGGAUCAGUGUGUUGCAGCUUAAGAAAACACAUGCAAACACAAAAUCCAUAUGGCAACACAUGCAUCCCAUGUAGAAAACAUUCUACUGAGAAAACACAAAUACAUAAAUGAUCAUAAAACUAAACAAAACAAGUACGUCAAACUGCAUAAAGUAUAAAAAUCUACAUACAGCUGAACAAAAUGCAGAAAUCAAAUUCAAAUACAGACAUGUCCAGCAAAUGCAAAUUGGUAGUAGAUCAGUAAUCAGCAAAACGUUAAGACUUGGUUUACAUCAACUAUCAGCAACAACUUCAAAAACAUGCAGUCACAAUGUUAAAACUGGCUAGUAGACCCAGUCAAUUGUUGAGGUCGAGAGUAAGAGCGGACCUCGAUAACUUCACAAACCAGGUGUGCUCAGAAUGUUGAGUUUUUUUUUUUUUUUUUUUUUAAAGUCCUUUAUAAUUUUUUCUGCUUUGAAAAUCAGUAAUGUUCUACUCUGGUUGUGCUCUUUGUUUUGGCAGUGCAUUUCUGCAUUUAGUUGUGUUUUUUUUUUAUUAUUUGAUAUUUUUAGUGCUGCAAAUGUGCUGCCAAGUCGAUAAAGAUGUUUUGUUUUGCAGUGCAUAGAGCUUUUAUGGCCACCAUAACAGUGUCUAGUAAAAUAAAUACAUAAAAGUAAAUAUUAAAAUCACAAGUGAAUGCAUUUCUGAAUGUUCAGUAGAAGUCCAUCUAUUUUCUAUACUCCGCUUUAUCCUCUGUAGGGUUAUUUAACCUAAGCAUGCCUUUGGACUGUGGUAGGAAGCACCUGAUGAGAGUUCAGUGUAAGUGAAUCAGUUUAAGUGGUACUUCAACCAAAAUGUAUCUUUUGAGUACAAAUGACUCAGAGAAAGAUUUAAUUAGUUAAUAUUUAGCUAGUUAGCAUAUUCAAACAGGUAGCAUGUAGCACAUUUACUGUCCGUCCUCUUGCUCGCACUUUUAACCCCUACCUUCUUGCGAACCCCCUCUCUCUCCCCUUGUCCUAUGAAGGAGCUUGAAUGUGCAUGGGAAGCACCAGAGCAGUGUUUUGCAGUGUUUCAGUUUGAGUCACUUUGUUUUGCAUUUACAGAGUCAGGGCUGUGUACAAAUACUAGACUUUCUUCAGUGCACAAACAAAAUGGACACCUCAUGGACCAUGAGACUAUAUUCAAGUGCAAUAUUUUCUAUGGGCCAACAUUUGGAUUUGUGUAGAAACACAGAGAAUUCAUAGAUCUGCUCAUUCCAAAGAAAGCAAUUUCAUAGAGUACUUCUACACAUAAUGGAGUGAGGUUAUGACUUGCUGCUGCUGGCAUAAUGUAUUUGCAAAGGGGAGUGGUGUGCCCUAGCUUUGACAUGUUGGAACAGCGACAUGCCCCUUUGGCCACAAGCCCCAGUGUCGUUUUGCUGGGUGAACUGCCUGUUUGUCAGGGCUGUCACCAUGGUAGUGGUAGUAAAAUACUUCAUUAUCUGGUCUUAAAGACAUGGUUGUACCAUCAACAGGUCAUAUGUAUUGGCAGAAUUGCUUUUGGUUGCCAACACAGGAAAGACAGUAACAUAACAUGAUGGUACUAAAUGGAAAUAAAACAUGUAUCAUUAUCCUCUUAAAAUAUUAAGCUGUUUGCUACUCAGCUUAAUGUGACUGUGUUGAUGCUAUGUUGUUUUUAACUGCAAAUAUGCAUUUAUCAACUCUUAUGUGGCACAAUUAGGAACUCACUUGGAUAUGUGUCUGUGUAAAAUAAUUUGUAACACUAUGAAGCACUAAAAGCACUUAACCAAACUUGUAAAGCCCGCAGGGGCUAGGAUUCAGGAGUAAUAUGUGAGAGCUUACAAAAAAGUCUGCUGUGACUUUAAUUUCAUGUACCAUGUAGCUCCCAAACACAUUCUUUGACAUAUGAGCUGCAGUGCGAGAGGUAAUGCCACUGUCAGUAAGUUUGGUCAAGUUCUCAUUGCCCUGCUUGUAAAUAUUUCACCAAAACCAUUCCACUCAUCUCUAUUUUGAGGGAACACUGCAGCUGCAUCCUUAUCCCUGUCCAUGGCGAUGAUGAUUGGUUUAAAGAUAGAAGCCAGAGUGUUCAAUUCCCCAAUAGCCAACUGAUAAUGAAGUACAUGAUGUACUAUAUAAUGGGCUGACUAAGUGAGACUACUCAGUGUCUGACAGAUGUUGACAGUAGCUUAUCUAUGUUGUAUAGGCAUGCUCAUUCUGUUUUAGGAAGUACUACAAAAUGCAAUUGUCCAAUGACUGUUCAAACAUAACUAGCACCCUGCCCCCAAUAGUCUCCCCUAAUUUUCUACUGCCAAGAAGAUCUGUUUCUGCCCAUCAUAAACUCAAGUUGUCACAUAUACACACAAGGGUUGAAACCUUGAACAGUAACUGAAUAGUAAAAAGUCCUAUAUGUUGUAUCUGCAUAGAAAGUAAUGCUAUGAAGAACUAUUGAUAAGCAUGACUGUGAAACCUGUGUCAUUAAAUACACUAUGUGUACAGGAAUGCAAACAUUUGAUGUUGGAAGUAACAGUUGCCAAAUCAUUGUUAAUUUGUUUUGUAAAAUGUACAUUAUUGUUAAUAAAACAGCUAUAAUCAGA
This is a messenger RNA of Acanthochromis polyacanthus (spiny chromis), 5373 nucleotides long. It is a transcript of the gene ngef, whose product is annotated as neuronal guanine nucleotide exchange factor. Lineage: Eukaryota; Metazoa; Chordata; Actinopteri; Pomacentridae. Gene Ontology annotation, molecular function: protein binding; guanyl-nucleotide exchange factor activity. The transcript has 15 exons. The record is from RefSeq and is a predicted model, not a curated record. The coding region runs from base 16 to 2358 and encodes 780 amino acids. Gene Ontology annotation, biological process: activation of GTPase activity.